Molecule: messenger RNA, 852 nt
Organism: Trichoplax adhaerens
Lineage: Eukaryota; Metazoa; Placozoa; Uniplacotomia; Trichoplacea; Trichoplacidae
Exons: 1
Biological process (GO): G protein-coupled receptor signaling pathway
Cellular component (GO): membrane
Molecular function (GO): G protein-coupled receptor activity
Source: RefSeq, a predicted model, not a curated record
GUUUAUCUUAUUUUACAAGCCACUAUAUUAUCCAUUAUUACCCUAUUUAUGAUUGUAGGCAAUUUUAUCGUUAUUGUAGUUGUUAAUCGUUCAGAACAGCUACAAAAUGCUACCGGUAUCUUUAUGGCCAACUUAGCCGUUACCGAUUUAACUUUAGGUGUUAUUUUAAUGCCCAUUACCAUUGCUAGCUCCAUCUUAGGCCGUUGGAUAUUUAGUGAUAUAAUGUGUAAAUUUUGCGGUUUUUUAAAUGUUAUGUUAUGCAGCACAUCAGCAUUAACUGUCAUGUUAUUGAGUAUCGACCGUUUUAUUGCUAUUUCACGUCCAAUGCAAUAUAUUAAAAUUAUGUCCAAAAAGCGAGCCUUAGUGUUAUCCACUUACAUGUGGAUCCAUUCAGCUAUCGUCUCGACAUUUCCAUUACUAGGUUGGGCUAAAUAUGAAUAUGUUGAAGCCGAAGCAGUUUGUUUUGCUAUCGAAAGUGUAUCCUAUUUUAAUUUUCUAUGCGCAUCGACAGUAUUUUUGGCUAUCUUUUUAAUUAUCAUUACCCAUAUCUACAUCUUAAAAGUGGCUAUCAAGCAAUCACAGCAAAUUGUAACCUUAACACCUGGUUUUGAAGAUGUCACAAGAGAAACGAUGCGCCAAAUGAAUCGUAAAACAGCCAAGACUGUCUUAAUUAUUGUUGGUGUCUAUUUAGCCUGUUGGAUACCUUAUAUUUCAUUAACUUAUGUCCAAAUUUACGCUAACUAUGUUCCACCACCAAUUGCUAUUACAAUCACAUCAGGUCUAAUUUUUGUCAAUUCAGCAUCCAAUCCAAUUAUUUAUGGUACAUUCCAUCGACGUUUUCGUAAUGCUUUC